AUGACCAACGUAACAUCGGAAAUCAAAUCUCAUUGGCUUGGACCUAAUUAUACACAAGAAGGUGUUAUGGGUAAUGAUAUCACUCGAAGUAAUUUACCCAAUAUUCGUGUUGCUUAUCGUUUUGAAACUUUAACACAAGAAUUACGUUUGCUAUUAAAUUCUGUGUUAGCCAGUCGAACUAGUGGUUCCGUUUCACCGGGUAGUAAUAAAGAUUUCGCACAUAUUAUUGGUCAAUUAUCUGGUGAUUACAAGGAGUUAUGUAAGCGAUAUGAUAUGGAUUUAUACGGUGUAAAUGCUCUGUUAAUUUAUUUCGACAAUUUGCAAACUACUAAAUAA
Messenger RNA from Schistosoma turkestanicum, 336 nucleotides. The record is from the annotation of a GenBank genome assembly. Lineage: Eukaryota; Metazoa; Platyhelminthes; Trematoda; Strigeidida; Schistosomatidae.